AAAAUAAAUAAAUUAAAUUUCAAAAAUGGAUGCAGAGGAAAACGGCGGAAGUUUUGAAUCGCUAACAACUAUUCAACCAAGUGUUCGCCGAUUAGGUAUGAUAUUAAGAGAUAAUUUUGUAUUCUAGACAAAUCCAUUUUGGGCUACUCGUCUGUGGCAAAAGCUCUCCAAAGAAGCAAUAACUAAAGUGCGAGUUUGCCGUCAGAGACACUUUUUGAAGAAUUAUGAUGAAGUUUUCAAUGGUGAAGAUUUAGUCAAUGUCGUUAUUCUCUUUCUUAAGGAAUGUACUGAGGAGCUGGAUGUAAAUCGAAUUGAAAGACCAAAUGCUGUUAAAGCAGUUUUACUUUGUCACCUUAUCAAUUACAGAAUCUAAUGAAGGGAAAUCUGCAACUAAGAGUUCACCGUUGUUAAAUUUUCUGGUAUCCAGCAAAAGGAAACGAUUUGUGCCCACAGUCUGUCUAUGGAAAGAACUCUCCUCACUAUUUGCCUGGAGCAGUGGCAGUCAGUAUGGUUAUAAGAAGGUUUAACUAUUCAAGUAUAGGCCAAUAUUUAAGACAUGUUUUGGCUCAUGACAGUGAUAGAAAGGUAUGCCAGGUUUUAAUGGAUAAGAAAUUUUUCGAGUGUGUGUCUCCUAAAGGUAAUUUGAAGUUUGAAGAUAGUUCACAUCGAUUCUACAGAUUUAUCGAUGAUAAGAUUACUCAAGAUAGUCAUAAAGACUUAAAUACUGGUGUGGAAAACCUUGGUUUUGUAAACUCGCCUGUAGCAGAUGAGAAUAAAGAAAAUGUUAGAAAUUCUUCUUUUGGUCAUAACUCAAGCUCUUUGACUCCAAAUUUCAUAAGAUCUGCCAAAAGACAUUCAAUCCGUUUAAGGACACCGCUUUUAAAAGUGAGGGACACCAAACCUAGCCCUGUGCGUUUGUCAAAAAGAAAUUCAAGAUGUUCCGGCUCAGACCAAGAAGAUGUCCAUUACCUGAGAGAAACUGCUUUGACUCUUUUACUGCAACUCAUUGAUGUCCCCAUGUUAGAAAGCAUUUUGUCUGUCCCUUACGAUUUACCAGAGCUACCAGAAGCGCCUCAGCCUUUUGUGCUGGAGAAUGAUUUUACUCCUCGUAAAGUUAAACCUGCCAAAGUUGAUUUCAGAGGUCCGGUUGCUGACAUCCCAUGGGUGAAGACUGCUUCUGCUUGCCUAGAUGGCUUGCAUCCUGCGGGUAUUGCAGGUCUGUGGUCUCUGCAGGCCUGCAAAGUACUUUGUUAUCGAUCUGUUGUUGACAGAUUUUCAUGUUCUGCUGAAUCUCUAAUUCCUGGGGAAUAUUUUUCUAUCUGCAUUCCUAUUGUUAAUAUGCUGAAGAAUGACUCUAGGUCAAGAGCUUUAUAUGCAUUGCAGCUCCUGGUUUAUAUUCUUCCAUGGAAAAGGCAAAAGCAGCUGCAGAAUCUUCUUAGAUUUUUGCAUCUAGUUGUAAAUGAUAUUUUUGUCAGCAUUGAUAAGAAGGUAACAAAUUAUGAAGCAGUUUUGAGAGAUUUUCUUUCGGUAGUUUUUAAACAUCCAUUAGUGUCAGACGAGACACAGAAAAUACUUUUUGACUUCUUAUUGUUGAAAGCUAAUGUGGUUUCUCGAGUGUCAGUAAAUUUGCAAGCUAUACAAAAAUCUGGAUUUAAGUUUUGUGACAGAAUUCCAGAAGAAGAUCUGGCAGCCUCAUCUGCAAAAUUCACUGAACAGAGUCUGUAUGACUUGGCUAUGCAUGUUGUUGAUAGCACUCACAUAAAACUUGCCGACAAGAAAACUUGGAUAAAGAAACUUAAAAAACACCACCACAAAACUUAUGAAGCUUUCAAUUUCACUGAAUGAAUAUUUAAUUAAGAUUUUUAAAAUUUUUUUUUAUUUUUGUGGUUGUUGAAAUAUUUGAAUUUGAGUAUAACAUCAUUUUAGUGUUCAGUUUUUGGAAAUUAUUUUAUAUUCAGUCUUCUGUGCUAAAUUUAAUUAUAGAUAGUAUUGCUUUUAUUAAGGAUUUAGAAAAACAAUUUUGGAGCAUGCUUAAAAAAGAGUUUUAAUACCUAACCACAAGUAUGUAUGUGGUUCUAAUUUGAAGUUUUAUACAAAUGUUUAUUUCUUUGAUGGUGUAGCUGAGCUGAAUCAUCUGAGAUUAGAAACAACAUUUCUUUGAAUUUUUUAUAAUAUUUUGAAACGAAGUAAAUUUGAUUUUUUUUUAAAGUUUAUUUCAUUAAUUUAUUCAAACAUUUUGGUCAAUUUGGAUUUUUAAUUUGGAAGUCAGUUUGGAUUUUUUUAAAAAAGUUUAUUCCUUUGAUUUAUUUAUAACAUUUAAUAGUAAAUAUGGAUUUUUUUAACUGUUAGGCUAUAUAAUUUGUAACCAGUGGAGAAUGGCCUUAAAAUUCAGAACAGUGAUUUGCUGUGAAGUAAUAUGGAUAUAUGUACUUGUGAUAAUAAAAAUUAUUAAUUUUUAAAGGUCUGUUGUAAAAAUUAAAGUCUAUAUUUCAUUUGGAGUGAAAGUGACCAUUGUCACAUCUCAGUUUUUUUU
Messenger RNA from Parasteatoda tepidariorum (common house spider), 2533 nucleotides. Lineage: Eukaryota; Metazoa; Arthropoda; Arachnida; Araneae; Theridiidae. The record is from RefSeq and is a predicted model, not a curated record.